ACGAGUACAAAGGGCCCAGCUAAAGAAAUUCUCGAACUUUGACAAUCUCACUUCUUCCCCUCCUUGCCUGAGAUUCUUUCUUUCUCGUCCCUCAGAAUCUACCCUAAUUUCGCCAUCAUGUCGACCACGUUCAUCGAAUAUUCCGAUGAGAAGUCGCCCCAGGUUGAUGUUCUCCCUGUUCCAGUCAUUGCUACCCAGGAGAAGAAACGACCCAGCUUUUUUCAUCGCCUUCUCAAGGUAGCCAUUGUCCUCUUUGGCUCUCUGUUCAUCCUUGACCUACUCAACCAUGGUCCAGCCUUUGGUAGGUUCAAACAUGGCUGUCACGGCUUCAUCGACUCUGUGAGUAUGGGCGACGAUGGUCAUCAGCACCCCAUUCCACCAAUCGACAACUGGAAACCAUUCGAAGGAACCACCCACUUCGAGUUCGACCCUAAAGCCGCCUCUGGCCUCACUGUCCGUGGCUCCAAGGCGUUCGGCAAGGUCGUUUUCGAAACAUCCAAACUGUCCGAGAAAGUGCGAAUUGAUCUCGACAUCAAGACCAACAAGCGAGACAAGCACGGCGAGAUCAGCGUCGAGGAAGACAAUGGUCGUCUGACCAUCCACACCCCGGAUACCGGCAAACUCAUGACCUAUGCAUCGGCCAAGAUCCAGAUUCCCUCCAACAUCAUCGGCACUUUUGGCAUGCCGCAUUUCGACGUCGACCUUCCCCGCCACAUGGUCGACUACAGUGAACUACCGGAGUCUUUGGAGAUUGGAGAUUUCGCAAUCAGGGUCGCAAAGGGUUUCGUCAAGACCGGUCGAGUUCACACCAACAGAACCGCCAUCGCGAUCGCCAACGGCGCUCUCCGAGGUUCACUGACUCACGGUCGUGAACAUACCGAGGUCGACGUGGCCAGGGGCAACGCCACGAUCGACAUCCCAGCCAUCAGCUCGGGCAACGAAGGGUCGACGCACAUCCAUCUCGGAAACGGACACUUGAACGGCACCCUGUCCGUCUACAAUUCCACCGCGAUCGACGUGGCGAGGGGUUCGAUCUGGAUCAACGUCGACUUCAAAGACGCCGAACCGCGCGCUCAAUUCUCGACCCGCAUCGCCUCGGGCCCCUCACGCGUGUAUGUGAAUUCCAUCGCCGCGGAACGUCUGUUCCGUUCGGACCACAACACCAUCGCGGGUGACCAGUUGAUUACGUAUCCUGCCAACUUCCAGGGCACCAUCGACGCUCGCGGCAUCGCUGGUGACAUCAAGAUGACCGGUGACGAGCUCGAUGUGGAAAAGGUCAUUGGAGGAGUCGUGGGCAAGAAGGGUGACCCCAACAGAAAUUACAUGAGUGUCAAGACUGUCAAGGGGGCUUUGGACAUUCUUGUCGGUGACGAGUGAUUGAUAAUUCUUCAGACGGCCAGGGGCUAGGCUUUGUCCUACCAGUAGUAACCCAGUGCUAGUCAAAAAGUGACCACCCCAGAAAAGGAGAACUUUGUAUGGAUUAUUACCAUUCGUAAUGAUGAGUAUUGCUGUAUAAUACCACAAAUAAAGUUUCUACAUAAUCUGUACCAGUCUUUCUCUUUAAUAUUGGAAUGGGAGCUCCCCGGUUCUGGGUGAUGACGGAACUCGCCUAACAAAAGGAGUAUUGGUUAGACUCGUUUAUUCUUCAUUCAUGAUGUAUAUCAUAUUGGUUUACUCAGUCGUGCCAUUUUGUAACUCAGUUCUUUCGAGGAUGCCUCGAAACCUCGAGACUAAAAGCUAGCCUUACCUCUCUACCUUUGUUUCAAUCACCUUUACCUUGUUCAUGC
Exophiala oligosperma is the source of this 1787-nucleotide messenger RNA. RefSeq lists its product as uncharacterized. NCBI's taxonomy places the organism in Eukaryota, Fungi, Ascomycota, Eurotiomycetes, Chaetothyriales, Herpotrichiellaceae. The coding region runs from base 118 to 1377 and encodes 419 amino acids. The transcript has a single exon. The record is from RefSeq and is a predicted model, not a curated record.